Messenger RNA from Python bivittatus (Burmese python), 1043 nucleotides. The record is from RefSeq and is a predicted model, not a curated record. NCBI's taxonomy places the organism in Eukaryota, Metazoa, Chordata, Lepidosauria, Squamata, Pythonidae.
AUGGAGACCAUGAAAUCCUUAGCUCGCUCAGACCUAGACCGGGAUAUGGAAAUUGAAUUACCCAGCACCACCAAGUAUGGAGACUCCAGCACCAGCCACGUGAUUGUGUCCAGCAGUUUGGGCAGAGAUCCCACUGGGCAGAAGUCAGCUGGUACUCCACCCCUGUCAACAAGUCAGCCCAUGAAAUGUAGUGCUAGCGUGAAGCUGGAAACAGGGAAGGAGAACGAGAAGGCAGCAGUCAGAGCAGACAAAGGAAGCCUGUGCGGGAAAUUUCUGCAGAUCACGUUGGGUCAGCCAGGGAAAUUGACGUUGACCAGAAGUUUAGCUCUACCUGGCAGCGACGUUGUUGGUUUUGGGAUUAACAGCUUAUUGGGCGGGUGGGGUGAAGGGGAGCACCGUCCCCAGCUGAAGUCUGUCUUUCCCUCUCUGUGCCCAGAGCACGUCUGCUCCAUCUUGGCCUCCCUCCUGAGGAACCUGCGGGGGCAGCAGCGGACGCGGCUGCUCAACAAAUUCACGGAGAACGACAGCGAGAAGGUGGACAGGCUGAUGGAGUUGUAUUUCAAGUACCUGGAUGCCUUGCAGGCAGCCGAUAAGAAGAUUGAAGGUGAAAAGCAUGACAUGGUGCGCCGCGGAGAGAUCAUCGACGACGACACGGAGGAGGAGUUCUACCUCCGCCGCCUGGACGCGGGUCUCUUUGUGCUGCAGCUCAUCUGCUACAUCAUGGCUGAGAUCUGCAACGCCAGCAUCCCUCAGAUACGUCAGAGAGUGCAUCAGAUUCUGAACAUGCGGGGCAGUUCCAUCAAGAUUGUCCGGCACAUCAUCAAAGAGUACGCGGAGAACAUUGGAGAUGGGAAGAACCCCGAGUUCCAGGAGAGCGAGCAGAAGCGGAUCGUGGAGCUCCUGGAGAAUUUCUGAGGAUCCUGUGUCUGGCAGCCUGCAUGACCUGCUGCAACCUGGGGUCAAAUAGAGGACUUUCUGGAGAAAGUGGCCCUUCUGAGGUUUUGGUUUUGGUUUUAAUUAUUAAAGAUAGUUUGGUUUGUUUU